This is a messenger RNA of Sphenostylis stenocarpa, 1536 nucleotides long. The record is from the annotation of a GenBank genome assembly. NCBI's taxonomy places the organism in Eukaryota, Viridiplantae, Streptophyta, Magnoliopsida, Fabales, Fabaceae.
AUGACUCCAUUCAUUUUUGCCUUGGCAACAAUCGCAGCAGCAACCCUGGUGUAUCGUGUGAUAAAGUUCAUAACGCGUCCUUCACUGCCUCUCCCUCCAGGCCCGAAACCCUGGCCCAUAGUCGGAAACUUUCCACACAUGGGCCCGGUGCCGCACCACUCCCUCGCCGCCUUAGCCCGCGUCCACGGCCCGCUAUUAUACCUGCGUCUCGGGUUCGUUAACGUGGUGGUGGCCGCGUCGGCGACGGUGGCCGAACAAUUCUUGAAGAUUCAUGACUCUAAUUUCAGCAGCCGGCCGCCGAACGCCGGCGCGAAAUACAUAGCUUAUAACUACCAGGACAUGGUGUUCGCCCCCUAUGGCCCGCGGUGGCGGUUGCUCCGGAAACUCACCUCCGUUCACCUCUUCUCCGGCAAGGCCUUGGAUGAAUUUAGACACCUGCGUGAGACAUUUCGACGUGAAGAGGUGGGAAGACUGACACGUAACUUGGCAAGGUCAGAAGCAAAAGCAGUGAAUUUGGGACAGAUGUUGAACGUGUGCACGACGAAUGCAUUGGCGAGGGUGUUGAUCGGACGGCGAGUGUUCAAGGAUGGGGAUGGUGGGUGCGAUCCUAGGGCUGAUGAGUUCAAGGACAUGGUGGUGGAGUUGAUGGUCUUGGCUGGGGUUUUCAACGUUGGAGACUUUAUUCCUUCCCUGGAAUGGCUUGAUCUUCAAGGAGUGCAAUCUAAGAUGAAGAAAUUGCACAAACGCUUUGAUGCCUUUUUGACCUCCAUUAUUCACGACCACGAUACCUCUUCCAUCAGUUUCUUGAGUAUUUUGUUGUCUCUUCAAAAUGUCAAGGACGAUGAUGGAAACCGUCUCACUCACACAGAGAUCAAAGCACUGCUUCUGAACAUGUUUACGGCCGGGACUGACACGUCAUCAAGCACUGUAGAAUGGGCCGUUGCAGAACUGAUUCGAAACCCAAGAAUCAUGGCCCAAGUCCAACAAGAGUUGGACGCAGUUGUGGGCCGAGACAGGAGCGUGAAAGAAGAGGACUUGGCCCAUCUCCCAUACUUACAAGCAGUGAUAAAGGAGACCUUCAGACUUCACCCAUCAACCCCUCUUUCUCUGCCACGUGUCUCUGCCGAGAGCUGCGAGAUUUUUGGGUACCACAUCCCCAAGGGUUCAACUCUCUUGGUGAAUGUUUGGGCCAUAGCCCGUGACCCAAAGGAAUGGACCGACCCAUUGGACUUCAAGCCCGAAAGGUUCCUUCCGGGUGGUGAGAAGGCCGAUGUUGAUAUUAGGGGCAAUGACUUUGAGGUUAUACCCUUCGGUGCUGGACGAAGGAUUUGCGCUGGGCUUAGCCUUGGGCUUCGAAUGGUCCAACUUCUAACUGCAACCUUGGCCCAUUCGUUUGAUUGGGGACUAGAAAGUGGGCUGAACCCAGAAAAGAUGAACAUGGAUGAAGCUUAUGGGCUAACCCUACAGCGGGCCGAGCCUCUUUCAGUGCACCCGAGGCCCAGGCUCGCGCCACAUGUGUACUCAAUGUCUCCAUGA